Pseudogymnoascus verrucosus is the source of this 3141-nucleotide messenger RNA. It is a transcript of the gene PTC1, whose product is annotated as Protein phosphatase 2C 1. The record is from RefSeq and is a predicted model, not a curated record. Gene Ontology annotation, molecular function: cation binding; protein serine/threonine phosphatase activity. The coding region runs from base 703 to 2709 and encodes 668 amino acids. Lineage: Eukaryota; Fungi; Ascomycota; Leotiomycetes; Thelebolales; Thelebolaceae. Gene Ontology annotation, biological process: protein dephosphorylation. The transcript is spliced from 2 exons.
AUAAAAUAUAUAAUAUACACUUCGUAUAGCGGCGACCAAGUGGACCACAGGGACCAUAAAGGACCACUCUCUCCCCACCACAAUACGUCCUUAACUUGCUUACAGUACCCCACACAUCGCCAGCUUAAUCGUCAUUGCUGCUCAUCGUAAUCGUCAAUCCGUCUCAUCUCAUCUUUUUGUAUCUUUUGUCUUUUGUCUUCUGUCAAAUCUACUUCUAAUUGUGUCUAUUUCCACCUGCUUACUUUCCUUUCUCCCUCACCGUCCCGCCUUUGUUGACUUAGACGGCGGGUUUGCUUGGUACGGGGACGUUCGUUCCCACGUAAGACCGCCGACAUCUCCACAAUCACCACCACCAACACCACCAACACCAACAAAAACAACCCGCGCCGUACAACGACCACAAACUAUAGCCACUGCAAUUGCUGUUGGUUCUACAAUAUCGAACACGUUCCUGCAUCUACAAUUCCCAUUUCGUGCCUGCAACGGGUAUAAUAGGGUGCUCAUAGUCAGUAUCGUAUUUGAACAUACAUACACGCAAUUGUCUUGGGCCCCACGCGCAACAUCUCUUCUAGACCUGCCCCCAUCUCCGAAACUCGCCAUAUUGCGAAUAAUCCGUGCCUGUAGGCAUUAAGUAAAGAAUUCAACACGCUGGCAGGCAAACAGAGGAGGAGCUUCUCCUCCCAGGGGGGAUUGCUGAACAGGAUGUUCGGCAGUAGCUCCAACUCACCGUCACCUCCAAAGGAUACCUUGCAGGAGGAGCCCGAUAGCGGGACCACCAUCCCACCAACAACCUCGACCGAGGCCAGCACAUCGCCCAUAGAUUCGACAACCCCGUCACCACCGGCUUCCGAGAAGAUACCCAUCAAAGACAGGCGUGGUGGGAGUAGCCCAGGAAACGGGAGGCCAUCGCCGGAUAAGGAUACUGCUGCGGGGGCUACUGAGAAGAAGCGACGAAGCAGCGGCGUUGGAAACAAGGCAAGCGCGUUCCUCGCAAGCGCAAAGAACUCGCUGCACUUUAGCCCCAGCUCCAACUCUUCGAGCUUCCGGGUUCUCAGUGAUCAGAACAUGCAAACACCCCUUCAAAAACUGGGAAGAAUGGACGCAGCGCUCAGCGUGCCGCAGGGCGCGCACAACAACUCGGCGGGCGAGUCUCUUCCUGGACCAAGGUCUACAUUCAAAGUCGGGGUCUGGGAGGACAAGAACAAAAAAUGUCGCAGGACUAUGGAGGAUACGCAUGCAUUUCUGUACAACUUUUUGCACACACCAGCGCCUUUCGUACAUAGUAAACUGGACAACCCAAAAGUCACGGCGGACAACACAAAGAAUGACCCCUCUACGGAUGCGCCCUUGACGGCGUCUGCCUCCGAUCUGGAGCCGGACAGCACCACUUCAAAAACAGCUUCAGAUAUGAUGGAAACCGACAAUGGAUACUUUGCCAUUUUCGAUGGCCACGCUGGAUCCUUUGCUGCAGAUUGGUGCGGCAAGAAACUACACAUCAUCCUCGAGGAAAUGAUCCGAAAGCACCCCAAUACACCGAUACCAGAAUUGCUCGAUCAGACCUUUACAAGUGUGGAUCUUCAGCUUGAAAAACUGCCUCUCAAAAACAGCGGCUGCACAGCUGUGGCGGCCGUUCUUAGAUGGGAAGACAGGAUACCCAACACCCUCUCGGCGACGGGAUCUACAGCCAUCGCGCCUGCCACUUUAGCUGCCGUCAAAGCAGCGGAAGAUUCAACCACCAUAAUAGAGGAGAAAGCCACGGGUGUCCAGGAAAACCCGGACAGGACCAAAGAACUUGCCGCAGCAGUAGAUCCAGCUGCAGAUAUAGCAUCAUCUGCUCAGUCCGGUUUGACCACCACCGAAGCCGCACACGCGAGGCUGAAGUCCCAAGCUACGCGCCAGCGAGUCUUGUAUACGGCGAAUGUUGGAGAUGCCCGUAUCGUCCUUUGCCGCAAUGGAAGAGCGCUACGUCUGUCUUAUGAUCAUAAGGGGAGCGACGAAAACGAGGGAAAGCGUAUUGCUAAUGCUGGAGGUAUAAUCCUGAAUAACCGUGUCAACGGUGUCCUUGCUGUUACCCGCGCACUCGGAGACGCAUAUAUGAAAGAACUUGUCACAGGCCACCCGUAUACGACCGAGACAGUCAUCCAACCCGAUCUCGACGAGUUCAUCAUUCUCGCCUGCGACGGUCUUUGGGACGUCUGCUCCGACCAAGAUGCCGUCGACCUAGUCCGCAACGUGCAAGACCCCGUCAUCGCCUCCAAACAACUCGUCGACCACGCCCUCGCCCGCUUCUCCACCGACAACCUCUCCUGCAUGAUCGUGCGCCUCAACAAAUCCGCCCUCCUCGACACAGCCAACAACCACCUCUCCUCCAUCGGCGUCGAAGGCGACCCGAUCGGCGGCCCCGGCCGUCUCAGCGAGGCUGACAAGAUCGUAGCGGAGGUAAAACGCAAGGCUGAGGAGGAAGGCGUGCCAUUUUUGGGCGUCUCGGGCAGUAAUAGCGGGAAGGGGUAUGACCAGCCCAAGUACGAGGAUGGGGCUGGUGCUGCGAAGAACGCGGGUAUGGAGAAGGUAGUUGAGGAGGAAGCUGCGGCGGCGGCGCCAGCGCCGGUGGUGGGUGGGAAGACCGCGUUGCCUGCUGGGGGAACGGAUGUUAAUGUGGGUGUGUUGGAGACGACGUCGCCGGAGGAGUCGGCGGAUAUACGUAAAUAGACUGGGCGAAGGUUUGGUGACUGUUUAUACACUCUCGCUUUUUUCACGACAUGCACGAACUUUCGAUGGUGGGACUUUAUGGGCAGAUUAUCGGAAACUUUUUUAAGGGGGGUUUCACGGCUAGGCCUAGGGUAGUGGAUGUUUAGAGAGAGAACCCACCCAUCCCUCUACAUUUUUCUAUGCACGGCGAAAACAUGGGUGCGGGGAUAUAUUAUGGGCGAAGCAGGAAGAGAGGGCUGUUGUUGUUGUUAUGUGUGAUACGAUUCGUGUAGGAGUUUGCGGGAGGGGGUCAUCGAUUGGUUUUGCUGAACGAAGAAACGAGCAUGAAUUCAACUCCUUUUUCCUUUUGUUUUUUACAAGAGCAUGGUCUAGGUGCGUUUAUGAGAUAGAUUAUGCAAAUGUCAGUUUGCUUUUUUGAAAGGCUUGAGCAAC